This is a messenger RNA of Salarias fasciatus (jewelled blenny), 3480 nucleotides long. RefSeq names its product Ras and Rab interactor-like (gene rinl). The transcript has 11 exons. Bases 238 to 2616 code for a protein of 792 amino acids. NCBI's taxonomy places the organism in Eukaryota, Metazoa, Chordata, Actinopteri, Blenniiformes, Blenniidae. Gene Ontology annotation, molecular function: guanyl-nucleotide exchange factor activity; small GTPase binding. Gene Ontology annotation, cellular component: endocytic vesicle; cytosol. The record is from RefSeq and is a predicted model, not a curated record. Gene Ontology annotation, biological process: vesicle-mediated transport.
GGCAGAAACAUGGCAGCUGCAUGCGAAAGGUCCUGAUUAAGUUUGAAGCGCUUGGAGGGUUCGGGCAACAUUACAGCAGGAAGCUCAGCGACAAUGUAGUUACGAGCUUCCUAUUUUAGUCUGGUUUAGCAACACUUUGUGGGGCAGAGAAAGGAAGAGUCGCAGAGGGAGGACUGUGCUACAAGUACAAACAGUGGCGAGAAGAGGACGCACGAGCCGACUGCGACAGACCGACUCAUGGCGGUUCACAGUCCGGUCAACGGGACAACGGCGAUACCGUGGAGGAGCAGCAGCAGCAGGAGGAAACUGACCCUCCUGGAGCAGCUGAGGGGCUGUCAGGAAGCCUGGUGCCCCGGGGCAUCGUGGGACAGAGACCAGGCCCACGCCGCCAUCAGAGGGACACCGGCUGGGAGCUUCCUGGUUGUGCGUGAUGGUGUGAGCUCCCAGCCCAGCCUGCUGUGUGUGUCUGCUGGAGCCCAGCGCCAAGACGUCCUGGACUUCACCAUCAGAUGCUCAGGGACAGUCCUCCAGCUGUCAGAGUCUCGUCUGUCUUUCUCGGACUUGGUUCAGUUGGUGCUCUUUUACUCUCUGACCAGGGACGUGUUGCCUGUUUGCCUCUACAUCCCUCACUGGGUCUACGGUGUAACUGAGACAAACAAAGAUAAUCUAACUCAACUGGAAACAAACAGCUGGCUUUCUCCUGAGGCCCAGCAGAAUGAUGGGACCCACAAGGAGCCCUGCAGUUUGAUGUGCUCCAUCCAGCUAACUUCUGCCAACCGAGCGUUGUUCAUCAUUAACCCGCUGUACGUGCGCGAACACGGAGACGACUGGCUGGCACACAAAGCCGCUGCCGCACAGAGCCCCGCGAUGCCGUCCAACUUCAGACAGGUGCGGCGCCUCAGCACCACCAGGCCGUGGACGGGAUCGGGCCUGCAGAGCAGACGAGCCACAUCGCUGGACCAGGAGCCGUCUGCGUCCAGCGCAGAGAGCUCAGGUCUGAACCGAUCCGGAUCAGCUGAUUCACCGAUGACCCCACAAACCCCAUCGGGGGUGGUCCUCAGGAGGCCCAGCCGAGAAUUGGCCCAAGAUCCCCCUCACAAGUUGACCAUAAAAAGCCUGCCUUCAUCCUCUGCCUCCACCCCCAGAGCUACCACGCCCGAGCCGCAGCGCCACAGCAGCCCCGUGCCUCAGUCCCCCCACAGGGUGUCCUGGAUCGAAGACGGCUUCUGGCUGCCCCCGCCCAGGCCGAACUCUUUGCUCCACCCGCCCUCGCUGGAGCUGGACUCGCUGUCUAUCAGCAGCAUAGAGGAGGAGCAGGAGUCUCCCGUCUCCAGCGCCGCACCCCACCUCCCCUCGGCACACCGCCUGGCCGACAAGGUCAUCCACCGGCUGUCGGCGGUGGGCCAGGCGCUGGGGGGGCUGGUGUCUCCCAAGAAGAGGCUGACCAAUCGUGUGGUGGAGCUGAGCGAGCGGAAGGGUGGAGCUUUCGCAGAGGCUGUGAAGGAAUUUGUGGAGACGACGCUGAAGAAAGACGUGGAUUCUGCCGGGGUCGUGGGGUCAGAGUUCUUACAGGAAGUGAGGACGUCACUCACAUCACUGAGGGAGACUCUGUUGGAAUAUUCAGAAAUCCAGGCGUUACUGGACAGCAUGACUGACAUGAAUGAUGCAGAGAUUGACUCCCUGGUGGAACUUUCCCUCCACAAAGUCGCCCUGAAGCCCGUCUCCACCCAUCUCUACUCCUACAUCCGAGCCUCCCGCACCGCCGACGGCAGCAUCGAGCACCUGCAGACCAACCUGCACGUGCUGGAGCUGAACGCCGUGGACGAGCUGGGCGGGUCGGUGGGGGUUGGAGUUCCUGACGCCGUCACCCUGGAGAGGAUCCAGCAGAGGUGGGCCAGCAUGCACAAGGCGUCCUCCCCGAACAAGAAGGUUGAGAUCCUGCUCAAAGUCUGCAAGACCAUCUAUCACAGCAUGACGGCCAAUGCCAGCUCAGGCAAAGUGUUUGGAGCAGAUGACUUCCUGCCCUGUUUGACGUGGGUGCUGCUGCGGAGCGACCUCGUCACCUUACAGAUAGACACAGACUACAUGAUGGAGCUGCUGGAUCCUGCACAGCUGCAGGGAGAGGGCGGUUACUACCUUACGACGCUGUACGCAGCUCUUUACUACAUCAGCAGCUUCAGGCCUCGCCUGGCCGUCCGGCAGCUCAGCGUGGAAGCGCAGCAGUCUCUGAACCAGUGGCACCGCAGGCGCACGCUGCACUGCAACCAGUCGCGUCGCAGCCAGCACCGACGGACCAUCCGCAGGCCGAUGUGUCGCGAGAAGACCCUGCAGGGCUCUGACAAUGAGGCCGAGAGUGCAGAGAAAAGCGGGAGAGACUGCGCUUCUGGGAAUCCCACCAGUGAGCAGCGAGCGGAGAGCGGAACUGAGGCCCUGCAGACACUGGACGAGGGCAGAGAGGAGGAACUGGAGGGCCGGGGACAGUCGCAGACCUCAGGACCAAGCAAUGAAGUUAUUUCUCAGUGUGACAAUAUUGCAAGCAAUGACAGAAGCCAUUCGGGUUUUUCUGCUGCAGGAGCGAAGGAUUCUGAAGAAGAGGACAGAGACGACUUCAUAUAAAAAAAAUAACCAAGAACAAAGCAAAACAUGGCACUUCACCACAACUUCAUAUUGGAGGGAGUCACUGUUUCUUAAGAACAGUGUGAAUUGUUCCUCUAAAGCGAUCCAAGUGUUUCUUAAUGAAUCUCAGGGUUUACAAGGUAACAUGGGAAAACAUGGGGAAUAUUUUCCUAUGCGAAUUACACAAUCAAAUUGAUUUGUGUUCAGCUACAACGACUGUUUCCACUGGGAAGAGACAAUAUGCAACCCGUAUAUUUUCUUUAAAAAAAGUAAACACACACACACACACACACACACACACACACACACACACACACACACACUGUAAUCAUAUCACAGAUACAUAAAGUUACAGCUGUCGGCUCAGUGUCUGGUCCACUGGUCACAUCAAGUCAGUUAAUAUUGUGUUGCUCACCAUCACCUUUCUCUUGUAAGAUUACUCAGAAGGAGCUUUCAGCAUCAUUUUCAUUGACACGCAAGUGAUUUUCAACUUUAUUGCAGAUUUAUGACAGCAUUAAUUUUAAGGGAAAAAGUGUCAAGUUAAAAUUUCAUAAAGUCUGCUUCUGUUGUGUACCUACUCCCAUUCUCAGUAUGUUGACAACUGGCAAAUGGAUGCAGAUUUUUUUCUUAUCUUUCAAGCAGUUUAUCGUGUUCAUCGAUUUUUUUUUUUUUUUUUUAAAUUUGACAUUUUUAUUUUCAUAGUUUACUCACGGAAAUGCUGCUGAACAGAAACGGGCGCAUAAAUCGCUUUUGACCACUAGAUGGCAGCAUACAACCUUCUCUAAUGUUUCUGUUUCAACUUCUCAGAGGCUGACUUCUUGUGUCUUAAGUUCACCAUCACCACAAUAAACAUUCCACAAAUCA